CACCCUAUGCGCUAAACUCUUUGCCUUUCUUCUUACACUCUGCCCUUCACUCUAUGCCCUAGUCCCUACAUUCUGUGCCCUACACUUUAUGCCUUAAUCCUUAUGCCCUACUUCCUAUGCUCUACUCCCUACAAUUUAGUCUAUGCCCUUCAUCCUGUGCCUUACUACCUAUGCCAUACUCCGUACAUUCUAUGCCCUACUCCCUACACUAUAUGUCCUACUCCUUACACUUUAUGCCCUUCAUUCUGCACCCUACUCCCUAUGCUCUACUCCCUACAUCCUAUGCCCUACUCCCUAUGCGCUACGUCCUACACCCUAUGCCCUAAUGUCUACACCCUAUGCCCUAAUGUCUACACCCUAUGCCUUAGACCCUAAACCUUACACUGUAUGCACUACUCCCUACGUCAUACACCCUAUGCCCUACUCCCUAUACCCUGUGCCCUAAUCCCUAUUUUAAAGAAGCAUCCGCCCUCCAUAGUGAAACAGGAAAGAUCUAGAUUCAAAAUUAUGUUGUAAGACAGUAUUAGGAACCGCUUUUGCACUGUGCUAAGUAUUCCUGGAGUUUCCGGUUAAGCAUGUUAUGACUGGGCUGAGGUUUGUUGUUGAUGUCAAAGAAUGGAGGUGUAUUGCUCCUAAUCCCUACACCCUAUACUCUCUUGGAAGCUAAAUCUGUGUUUUCUUCCUAAUUGGGUUAGGGUUGUUGCCACAUGUCCAGGUUUAACUUGGAUUGUCCUUUUUUUAUUAGUCAGUGCUGGAAAAAAAUCUCUAAAUGUUCUGGUUUUCCAUAGGUAAACUCAAUAAUGUAACUUUUCAACUAUAUACAAUUUUUUUGAGAUGCACCUGUAUUUAGUAUAAAAGCUUUUUACUUGGUCUUUACUUGGUUAGUCAUUAUCCCCUAUUCUAUAGUGCCCUAUGCCCCAAUUCCUUCACCUGACCCCAUGCCCUUUUAACAUGUGCCUAUAUACUGUGUAUAUAUUACUCUUGUAACCCUGAUUUGUCAUAUAAAGGCUCUACAUUAAAAUCUUAAUAAAGUAACUGUUACCAGUUACAUCAUGUUGUACAAGUGCAAAUAAACACAUUUCUGUGGCCUAGACCCUACACCCUACACCACUCCAGUCUUGUUUGGCGCCUGAAGGGUCUGAAGGGCUGUGUUCCAGGUGAAGCCGCCUCAUGUUUUUGUGUUUAAUUAAAGCGUCUAGACGCACAGGGCUGUUGAAUUAAGAAAACUAACAGUUCUGAGUGAUGUAAGGUGAGAGAGAGAUAUUCCUAUAGGACGCUGCACAGCUGCUGAGUUACUCUAAAAUUAACCAGGCUCUCCAUUGGACGCCAGGACCCGAGGGCUUUUUAUGGCUGGGAUGUGCCAACAGGGAGUUCCCUUCAGCUCCUGUAUGUGAGAGAGAGAGAGAGAGAGAGAGACACUCCAAAGGGACCAGUGUGGACAUGUCCAUGUCUCAGAUCACCCCGACUCUGUUCCUCAGCGGCGCCGAUGCUUCUCUUAACCAGGCCCUGCUGAGCCGUAAAGGCAUCACCCUCAUCGUCAACGCCACCCUGUCUCACAGCUGCCCGCGGUACCCGGGCGUGGAGUGCAUCCGCGUGGCCGUCUCCGACCUGCCCAGCGCCCGGCUGAGCGAGCACUUCGACCGGGUGGCAUCCCGUAUCCAUAGCAACCAGGCGGGCGGCACCCUGGUCCACUGCGCGGCGGGGAUGAGCCGCUCGCCCGCCCUGAUCAUGGCCUACCUCAUGAAGUAUAAAGGGGUCACCCUGCAGCAGGCCCACAGCUGGGUCCAGAGGAGCCGGCCCUACAUCCGCCUCAACGCCGGCUUCUGGCAGCAGCUGCUGGACUACGAGCGAGGCCUGUACGGGAAGAACACCGUGAAGGUGGCUGUACCGCUGGAACCACUGCAGUCGCCACCACCUCUACCACCCAGGACCCCUAAAAUGACCCCAAGACUGAUUCCUAGGUUCAGCCUGAGGGACUGUCCUCCAUCUCCCAGGCUGGGGCGGGGUCGACGCUUCUCGUUCUCGUCCAAACUGAUGUUUUAAUAUUUCAAUAUUUUGUGUAUUUUUGUGUUUAUUGCUGUUUUAAAGAGUGUUUUGAGUCAGGCCUCUAAAGAUUGUUGAGCAUUUUGGAGGCCAAACCUCAAAAGAUUAUAUGUCUGAAUUAUGUGUUUUUUUUUCCAUUGAUUUUUAUUCACAACUCUUUGUAUCUGGCAGGAAUUCCAGGUCUUAAAAAAUCCAAAAGUAAUAAAGCUGUAAAAAUGCCGUGUAUACUGUAA
This is a messenger RNA of Astyanax mexicanus (Mexican tetra), 2276 nucleotides long. Its product is annotated as dual specificity protein phosphatase 18. Gene Ontology annotation, biological process: protein dephosphorylation. The transcript is spliced from 2 exons. Bases 1441 to 2043 code for a protein of 200 amino acids. The record is from RefSeq and is a predicted model, not a curated record. Gene Ontology annotation, molecular function: MAP kinase tyrosine/serine/threonine phosphatase activity. Lineage: Eukaryota; Metazoa; Chordata; Actinopteri; Characiformes; Acestrorhamphidae. Gene Ontology annotation, cellular component: cytoplasm.